This is a messenger RNA of Eucalyptus grandis, 2325 nucleotides long. RefSeq names its product probable ADP-ribosylation factor GTPase-activating protein AGD14. Bases 1 to 2325 code for a protein of 774 amino acids. The record is from RefSeq and is a predicted model, not a curated record. Gene Ontology annotation, molecular function: GTPase activator activity. The transcript has 14 exons. NCBI's taxonomy places the organism in Eukaryota, Viridiplantae, Streptophyta, Magnoliopsida, Myrtales, Myrtaceae.
AUGGCGCCCAAGGUGAAGGAGGAUGAGAGACUCGAGAGGAUUAUCCGCGGUCUGUUGAAACUUCCCGAGAACCGAAGGUGUAUUAACUGCAACAGUUUGGGACCGCAAUAUGUUUGCACCACUUUUUGUACAUUCGUCUGCAUGAACUGCAGUGGGAUACACCAGGAGUUCACGCACCGGGUAAAAUCAAUAUCAAUGGCUAAAUUUACUCCUGAAGAAGUGAGCGCACUUCAAGCUGGAGGAAAUGAGCGAGCACGGCAAAUAUUUCUUAAAGAAUGGGAUCCUCAACGCCAUUCUCAUCCUGACAGCAGUAACCUUUAUAAACUCCGGGAUUUCAUCAAGCAUGUCUACGUAGAUAGGAAAUUUAGUGGUGAAAGAAGCGAGGAGAAGCUCCCGAGGCUGAGAUUGACCAACAAAGAAGAGUCCUACACGAACAGAAGUUCUAAUGCAUAUAGGAGUGCAUCUGGAAGCCCUAGUUAUGAGGACAGAUAUAAAAGACCUCAUAGCGGAAGGUCUAGUCCAAGCGGACGAAGCGAAGAUGGGAUGUUAAGAUAUUAUUCUGAUGAAAGGAGAAGUCCAAGAUAUGCCCGAGAAAUCUCGAGAUAUGGGGGUUAUAGAAAGAGUCCUGUCCGUUUCGAGGUUGUUGAUGACCGGUUUCGGGACGACGUGUUAGGAGGUGGCAGGCGAUCUCAGGGUCAAAGGCUUUCAAAUGAAGAAUCAAGGCGGGGAAGCAGGUCACCCGAGAAUCAAAAGAACACGGAUAAGUCCACUUCCACUGUAGCUCGACCCGCAAAGGAGACUUUAAGGGAAGAUGGUCUUUCCCGCAGGGCAGGCGAAACAACGGAAAAUUCUGAUGGCUGUGCCAAUGUCAAGUUCCACGAGUGUAACAUGCUCAUAGGACUGUGCGGUAUCGCGUAUAUGGGAAUUCAGGAAUGGCACAAUGAGAUGAUGAAGGUUCGUUCAUUAAAUAAUUUGGGCAAUACUGACAGCAGUGCAGCGGAAAUAAAAGAGGCCAAAUCCCAGAGUGUGACUGAGAUUAGUACAGUCAAAAAGCCUCCCGAUGCUUCAGCUGAAACUCAGAGACAACAAAUGCCUUCCUCUACUGAUGGAGGUAACUGGGCGUCGUUUGCCCCCCCAGCAAAUGAGAAGGCAUCAUCAGCAUCAAGUGCAAGUACCCUGGAAAUGUUGUUGCUAGAAUUAACACCGGCAAUCGUAACUGUCAGUAAUGUGUCCGAAGGACUCAGCGACUACGAUGCUCAGCCAACAGCAUCUGUGAGCAACACUUCACCCACUGGCAUAGCCUCCGAUGUUCCUGCAGAACAAAUAUCAGCACCAGCCAAUGUUCCUGCAGAACAAAUAUCAGCACCAGCCAAUGUUCCUGCAGAACAAAUAUCAGCAUUAGCCAAUGUUCCUACACAGCAAGCAUUGGUCCUGGCUGAUGAUCCUACUACAUCAACUUCUGUUGCCUCAAAGGAACAUAUUAGCGAAGAACCUCCCAAAGUUGCAGCCGAGAGCCAAGUUGACUUGUUAGAGCAGUUUCCAAGCAUUCAGAUGUGUCAGCCUCCAGCCUCCCCUUCUAAGGAUGAGAAUUUUGCGGUAGAACAGAAUGAAUCACCGCCAUUAACGUCACUCGAGCUUAAUGUGCAAGGACCUUCCUGGGAUUCAUCUCAAACUGCCGACGCAACUGUCCAAACGGCGAGCUCUGGUUUGGCAUUGCAGAACCUUCCCACUGAGCCGAACCCCAGCACGAGAAAGGAACUUCCAGCUGACCUUUUCACUGCAUUUUACCCUCCAGCACCAGCACCAAUUCAAGGCUGGCAAACAGCUAGACCUCAUGUCAUGGGCUUCAACAUGCAGUCCUAUCCUAACAUGACGCCUAUGCCCGCAUACCCAAGCUCUGCAAGGUCGACAAACCCAUUCGAUUUCGGUGAUGGAACUGAUCAACCUCAAGGGUCAGCGUUUCCUUCCAUGGAACCACCGCAAGGAGCACUGUCCAUUGUCUCAGCUUCUUCUGGGUAUGCACAAACUUCAAGCGAGGGUGCCCAAGCACCAGGAAUGAUGCUGCAUCAGUCUCCGUCGUAUGGAUCCGAUGUUGUCUCACCGUUUCAGUCACCUUCUUAUGGAGCCUUGCCGAUGGGUUUCCCCGUGGAGCAACAAGGGCAGGGUCAUAUGCCACCUUCAAGAGCUCAUGGCUUUGGAGGUUAUGGAACUGAUUCAUCUCCUUUUAGCUCCUUGAACACUAAUCAACAGAUGGCAACAAGCUACUCGGCACCCACAGCCCCAAAUUCUUUUCCGUCUUCAGGGGGAGGAAACCCAUUCGGGUAG